CAGUACUAUUACUUCUUCUUACAUCGUCAAGAUGUCGUUGUACAUCGAGGCACUCCGCCAAGUCUUUCCUGGAAAGCCCACCUACACCGAAAAAGACAUACCGGACUUGUCUGGGAAGGUAUACGUCGUGACUGGCGCGAACACGGGAAUCGGCAAAGAAGUUGCCCGGGUCUUGUUCUCUAAAAAUGCGGCCGUUUGGGUAGCGGCGCGAAACGAGGAAAAGGGCCGGGAUGCGAUUCGAUCUAUCCGGGAAGCACAUCCUUUGUCCACGGGAAGGCUAGAAUUUCUACUCCUGGAUUUGAGCGACCUAUCAACCAUCAAGAAAUCGGCUGAGUCAUUCCUAGCAAAAGAGACACAGCUGCAUGUCUUGUAUAAUAAUGCCGGGGUCAUGAUGCCUCCUCAGGGGAGCAAGACGGCUCAGGGAUACGAAUUGCAGCUAGGUACCAAUUGCCUGGGACACUUCCUUUUCACCAAGCUUCUCACGCCGACGUUGGUCGCGACGGCAAAGGCAUCUCCUAAGGGUAGCGUUCGCGUUAUUUGGGUAUCGUCAAGCGCAGCUGAACUUCUCUGUCCCGUGGGAGAAGGCAUCGAUAUGGACAACCUCGACAACACGCACGACAUAUUCUACGCGUAUAGAUACGGCGUCAGCAAGGCCGGGAAUGUGUAUCAGUCGACCGAGUACGCUCGAAGGCACCGCGAGGACGGGAUCGUCAGCCUUUCUUUGAACCCAGGCAACCUCGCCUCAGAACUUGAUCGCUACUGCAAUCCGAUCGAAAUGCUUUAUCGGAAACUGACCGUGUAUCCCGUUAUCAAUGGAGCAUACACAGAAUUGUUCGCCGGCCUCUCGAACGAGGUGACGCUCGACAGAUCAGGCGAUUGGAUCGUUCCAUGGGGACGGUUUGCCGAUAUUCGCAAGGAUAUUCUCCAAGGAUCAAAACCCCAGUCGGAGGGCGGCACCGGUAUUGCGCAGAAAUUCUGGGACUGGAACGAGGAACAAGUAAAGGCUUAUGUAUGAUUGAAGCCUACCUGGCCAGCCUGGCAUAAUUAUUUUCAUUUUUAUUCGACGAGAAGAACGGGCAGCAGCAUUGCAUAGGAGAAUAUAGUAUUCGGAACUCCACCGACCUUUGCGACACCUGCAUACGCUGUAGCUGCGUAAGAUUGACCAAUCCGAUGGAGUCGGGACGCUUGUCGCCGAGGGUUCUUUGAUUCCCUAGGUACAUACCUAGUACCUACCUGAAGUCCCUUCCCUUUCAUGCAGCUUACCGAGCCGGGUAGGAGGGUGCCUGAGACCGACAAGGACUUGACUAGGAGAAACAUGUUGGCUAGGUAGUAUUAGAAACACUUACGUAUUUAGUAUUGAACCC
This is a messenger RNA of Annulohypoxylon maeteangense, 1364 nucleotides long. Its product is annotated as short-chain dehydrogenase. NCBI's taxonomy places the organism in Eukaryota, Fungi, Ascomycota, Sordariomycetes, Xylariales, Hypoxylaceae. The transcript is spliced from 4 exons. Bases 32 to 1015 code for a protein of 327 amino acids. The record is from RefSeq and is a predicted model, not a curated record.